Molecule: messenger RNA, 663 nt
Organism: Cotesia congregata
Lineage: Eukaryota; Metazoa; Arthropoda; Insecta; Hymenoptera; Braconidae
Source: the annotation of a GenBank genome assembly
CAGCCAUUUAGCUCGACGAUGAUAAGGCGAAUGUCGAGCAAAAGGAAUGUCCAUCAAUCCCGAGCUUCAGCAUCUGUGGACGAGGAAAGCGACAGUGAUAGUGACUCCGAUGAAGAACGUGACCUAGGUCAAUCAGUCUUUUGGAGAAGAAAAAUGAGAACAUUACACAGUCACUUGGACGUUAAUAAGGAUGGAGUAAUUAGCUACGAAGACUUUAUGCUUCUUGCAGACAGAUUCGCAGACAUUGGGCAUCUUACUCCGGAGGCUAAAAAAGAAUUCCAAAAAGUUUUAAGUGACAUGUGGCAAGAACAAUGGGGCGAAAUAAGUCCCUACAAUCUGGUGGGUGUGGAACAGUACCUUGAAGAAAUGCAUCACGUGCUGAACGACACGUCGCUGAAAAGAAAAUGUCACCAUUUUCUGCCUUUCCUUUUCAAGGCGGUUGACAAAGAUGGCGAUGGAGAAAUAUCUGUAGAAGAGUACAAAUUAUUUUUCAAGUGUUUAGAUAUAGAUAACGAUCAUGCUGUGAUUUCCUUCGCCCACAUCGACCAAAAUGAAGAUGGAAAAAUAACAGAGAAAGAGUUCAUGAGACUGGGGCGAGAAUUUUUCCUUACUGAAGAUCAUACUAAACCCAGCAAACACUUCUGGGGUCCGUUAGUUGACUAG